GCUAAGGGCAUGGUUAUAAAACCCAUAUGCCACGCGUUUUUCCUCACAGUCUUUUCCAGAAUCUGGAAGAGUGAAUGGCAAUAUUUGACACCUUUAUUGUAUUUGUAGAGUCGGUUUUCAAUGAAACUGUGACAUCGCAUGAUAGUAGUGUAGAGUGUAAAUUGUGUAGGACUUUUAAUUAACGAAAAUGGGCCACACCAUAAUUUGUUGGCACGUAGUUUUCCUUAUGCUUGGAUUCACGCGUGUGUCGAGCCCAAUGCAGACAGCUGUAUUCUAUGGCGGAUAUAUCAACUACGAUUUGGAACAUCAAAACGGGACAUACACGGCCCAUGUGCAAAUCAUUACUGGCUGGGAAUUGGGGACAGGACCAUGCGGUCCAAACUGCUCACGAAAUCACGUUGGCACAUCGACACUGAUAACUAGAAGGUCGAUCGAACAAUCUACACAGAAUAAUAUACGAUUUGGGAACUACACAUACGAAACCGAAGAACACAAACGGAUAAAAAUGAUCAAUGAAGCCUUAGUGGGUACAAUUCAAGAGACAGUCGUUGCAGUUAGCGGAAGUGAUCAUUGGGAACAGGAAAUUGCAACAUUUUCAAUACAAAUCAACGAAACUAAAGAAGCGGAUAUUGUCGCUGAGGGGAGUUUCUGGAAAGAGCUUACAAUACAGAAGCAACCAAACGGACCAUUACCGUGGCACUUGCAAACCCAUAUUACUCCAGUGAUCAGAAAUGACACUAAAAAACCAAACAAAGCACCAAAAUUAUUACCAAAACCCUUUUAUAAAAUUCUACUCAACAUGACAACGAUCAUCAACUUCCCUGCUUUUGACGAAGAUGAUGACAGAAUUGAGUGUUCUAAAUCACAAUUUAGCGAAGCGGGUUUUCUAAACAAAGGGGCCAUACCAUCAGGGAUUGAUGUGUUUCCGAACUGUUCGGUGAAGAUUGAAGCAACACUGGAGAACAAUUACACAGCAGAGACAUGGAUAGCCAUUUCAUUAAAUGCAAGGGACUACAGCACUAUCAACUUCAAUGGUGGAAAUUUUGCACUCAGUUCAUCUACUUUUCAGUUCAUAGUUCUUGUAACAAGCCGCCUGACAAGUCCCAGAUUUGUCUCGCCUUCGGAAGCUUCAAGCACAGAAUUUAUUGUUUAUGCUGAUGCUGUUUGGACUACUAAAAUAUUUGCCGAAUCAAGUCAUGAUGUACAUUUCAACUUGCUUUGCUCGAGGAACGAGACCGUGUUGGUAUCAGCUGUAACUGAUGACCCUGAUGGCCGUGAAAAUGUCCAAUAUGUGGAGUUAAGAUGGAUACCAUCAAGGAGUGAAAUUGGUCACCACAUGGUCUGCCUUACCGUGACGGAUAUCAAUGGACUUGAUUCAAACGAAAGGCGAUGCUUCAAUUUGCAAGUCAGAGAUCGACUGUCGGAAAUAUGGCAAAAUUCAACAACUACGAUAUCUACGGAUGAACCAUAUUUUGUUGAUAACCCGCUCGGUUCUGUGUCUUGUCCUAUGAACGUGUAUUGCACCAUACCAGUUUUUGUAAAUGCUAAAAGAGGACUGAAAGAUAUAAUCAUAACACGAAAUUACCUGAAUUCAGCAUCACUUACAUUUUUCCGUAACGUAACUCACAACGGAACAAUGCUGUACGCAACUGAUCUUACCUAUCGUAAUUUCUCAGGAGGAGAUGGAGUCAUCUGUCUUCAAGCAACGGACAUCCAGUUCAAAAGCUGUGAAAUCUGCAUAAACGUGUUAGUCUUUCCUCCGAAUCCAUGUUUAUCAAGGCCUUGCAUGAAUUCUGGUACAUGUGUGCCGGACAACGACAACUCCGGACUUUUUAAAUGCAUUUGUCCAGAACAUUAUUCCGGAAGAUUGUGUUCUCAACUCGAGGAAAGCUGCCCUGUGGGCAUAUGCAAUCAUGGCAGGUGUAUACCAAGGAACCCAGGAUACGGAUGCUUUUGUUCGGACGACGGAGAAACUGCAAACAUAUACAGUUACCCCAACUGUUUGAACAAGACUAACACCUGCCUACCAAAUAAAUGCGUCUCGAAUGAAUUGUGUGUCGAUGGCAUCUCAAACUAUACCUGCAUGAAGCUACCACCGCAAACAACUUCUAACUGUUCCAGUUGUGCAGUUGGUACGUUUUGUGAUACCAACACCGUUACCAGGCAGCAGUUUUACCUGUACCACCAGUAA
Dreissena polymorpha is the source of this 2191-nucleotide messenger RNA. RefSeq lists its product as uncharacterized. The record is from RefSeq and is a predicted model, not a curated record. The transcript is spliced from 17 exons. Gene Ontology annotation, biological process: establishment or maintenance of epithelial cell apical/basal polarity; heterophilic cell-cell adhesion. Gene Ontology annotation, cellular component: protein-containing complex; plasma membrane. Lineage: Eukaryota; Metazoa; Mollusca; Bivalvia; Myida; Dreissenidae. The coding region runs from base 188 to 2191 and encodes 667 amino acids.